GUCCAUUGCAGGUGCACAUAUCUUUGGCAGGAGAGAAACAUAUGCGAAUCACAUGGACUACUGAUGAUAAGUCUGCUCCAUCAAUAGUUGAAUAUGGAGCAGCCCCUGGGCAAUACAGCUCGGUUGUUGGUGGAGAGAGCACAUCUUACAGUUUCCUAUUCUAUAGCUCAGGACAAAUACAUCACACUGUCAUUGGGCCUCUGGAAUAUGAUACUGUUUACUUUUAUCGAUGUGGAGGGCAAGGUCCUGAAUUUCAAUUCAAAACCCCUCCAGCUCAAUUCCCAGUUACUUUUGCUGUAGCUGGUGAUUUAGGUCAAACUGGCUGGACUCAAUCAACACUAGACCAUAUUGACAAAUGCAAAUAUGAUGUGCAUCUGCUGCCAGGGGACCUUUCAUAUGCAGAUUACAAGCAGCAUCACUGGGACACUUUUGGUGAGCUGGUACAGCCACUUGCAAGUGCCAGGCCAUGGAUGGUAACAGAAGGCAACCAUGAAGAGGAGAAGAUACCACUACUCGAGGAUGCGUUUCAGUCCUAUAAUGCAAGAUGGAAAAUGCCAUUUGAAGAGAGUGGAUCAAGCUCCAAUCUCUACUAUUCUUUUGAAGUUGCAGGGGUCCAUGUUGUCAUGCUUGGCUCAUACACUGAUUAUGAUAAGUAUUCUGACCAAUAUAGUUGGUUGAAGGCUGACCUGUUAAAGGUGGACCGCAAUAGGACACCUUGGUUAGUAGUGCUAUUCCAUGUUCCAUGGUAUAACAGUAACUAUGCUCAUCAAGGUGAAGGAGAUGGUAUGAUGGCAGCCAUGGAACCACUGCUGUAUGCUGCUGAUGUUGACAUAGUGAUUGCUGGACAUGUGCAUGCUUAUGAACGCUCAAAACGCAUUUACAAUGGGAUAUCAGAUCCUUGUGGUCCUGUCCAUAUAACUAUUGGAGAUGGAGGAAACAGAGAAGGUUUAGCCCACAAGUAUAAAAACCCCCCACCAGAGUGGUCAGUCUUCCGUGAAGCAAGCUUUGGUCAUGGUGAGCUCAAGAUAGUGAAUUCAACCCAUGCAUUUUGGAGCUGGCAUCGUAACGAUGAUGAUGAGCCAGUGAAGUCUGACGAGGUGUGGAUAACCUCUUUGAUCAGCUCUGGAUGCCCUGUCAAGAAGAAUCACAAUCUAAGCGAGAUUCUGUUGGAACCGUGAAGUAGUUAUAUCUUGAGUUUUACAGCAAAUUUUCUAUCCUGUAAAUUCAAAACGGAAACCGUGCGAUGGUCAUGUAAAAUAUGUAGUAGCUGCUUGAACCAAUGGAAUGAUUGGCCUCUUCAUGUAUUUGGUAAUUGAUAGUCAUUGAUGAAAUCAAGCUCUCUUGUACGU
Molecule: messenger RNA, 1349 nt
Organism: Rubroshorea leprosula
Lineage: Eukaryota; Viridiplantae; Streptophyta; Magnoliopsida; Malvales; Dipterocarpaceae
Source: the annotation of a GenBank genome assembly